UCGCCGGUUUCCUAACUGCUAAUAUUUUUCAAUCUCUACUUAUCGUUAUUAAUUGAGAUAGAUUUUUACUUUCCUUAUCGUUAUCAAGUUGAUAAGUUUUAACAGAAUUCUAUUUAUAAUUUGAUACGUCACGUUUAAGAUACAAAAAACUUUGAGAGAAGUGUAUAUAUUUUAUAAAAUACAUCUCGAAAAAUAUUUACAUCGCAUAUCGCAUACUAGAAUAUGCGAGAGAAUUAUAAACAAAAAUUGCAUUUCAUAAAAUCAUACAAAACACAUAAAACUACAAAAAUGUACAUUAUUGAAACAUAGUUUUCUAUUAAUACACACACACACACAUAACAGUGAAAAAUAUGAUUAUGAGGUAUAAGAUUAUACCUGGUAAAAAAAACUGGUAAAAAACGGAUUUUUGUUUCAGAUUAUUGAAACAUAGUUUUCUAUUAAUACACACACACACACACAUAACAGUGAAAAAUAUGAUUAUUUAUGAAGUAUAAGAUUAUACCUAGUAAAAAAAACUGGAGAGGCCAGGUAUCGUAGCUGGGCUGGAGAAGCCGAAUCCAGGCAAGGAAGGUGCUAUCACUUCAAAUACAAAAUCAUACUCCGCUUUCGGUGUCGUCAACAAAGGCUUAUAUAAUACUGAUCAGGAACAGAACGAUUGAAGCCGCAAAUUCGGCGGGACAUCAGCUUUGUACACAAUAACAAUAGAUGACAUAGAGGGCCAAAUCUUGACUCAGGUAUCGGCUGUUGGCUAAAAAAAAUUUGGGACUGAAUCAGUUAGCUUCCAAAUCGGAUUGCGAAACGGAAAAGCGACUUAUCCUUGUCCAAACCUUGAGAAAAUCUGGCUUAUGGAACGAACCUUCGCAUCAUUUCAAGAUCCAUGGCAAAAUGAAGAGUGCAAACGGGACGUAGAAGCAAAAUUUAAUACGAGCAUGUUUAAGGAUAAGAUAGUUGAUUGGUAUCGCGAUACUAACAAUAGCAAUCGAAUUAAAACAAAGUGCAAAGUACAAAAUUACAAGUGUUGUCUUUCAAAGUUUUUUUUACAAGAAAUUGUUAAGUCAUUUGCUCAUUAUAAUGCAAAAAGUGUGGAUUAUCAUCUUUAUUAUCUUAAGAAUAUUUCCUGAUAUUAUAAGACUGAGAAGUGUGAAAACAUUACCAACAAAUAGUACAAAAUGCAAUACAGUAUUAAAUAUAUGUGAUAUGGAAUUAUUAAGUACUAUCUACAAUAGAGAAAAUGUUACAGAAUUAAAUAUCGCAACCGAUACGGAAAGUAUUAUAGAAUUAAACACCGCAAAUAAUACGAAAAAUUCUACAGAAUUAAAAACCGUACAGAAUAUGAUGUUAUUAAAUGUUACAAGUAUAGAGCAUGAAAAUGACACUCAUCAUAUUCUACUGAAACAAUAUAUCACCAGACAAGAUUUAUAUAAAAUAUGGAAAAAACAUACUACAUUUGUAACACAAGCUAUAAUACAGAACAUAAUAAUAGCAGUCAUACUAUUAAUCGUCAUCAUUGUGGGUGUUAACCAUAAAUAUGUGAAAACCAACUUACUGUACCCUCCCUUUCGUGCCAUAUAUAAAUACUAUCGACAGAUAUGUCUUCGUCAACAUUUGUAUAUAAUGACACCAAAUGACAUUGAAGUGGGUAGUAUUUGGGAUGCUAGACAGGCAUACAAUCAAAUGCUCGCAAGACGCAGAAAACGGCAAGCAUUGAGAACGAUACUUUAUUAUACUGUAACUCAAGAAUCUGAGGAUGAAGAAAAUACGUUUAAUCGCAAUCGCCAACGUCAAACCGUAUGAUUAUAUGACAGUACUUUUUCUCAUACCAUUUCUAUUUAUAUAUAUUAUAUUUUGUAUAUAUAUAGAUUGACUUUUUGUA
Messenger RNA from Nylanderia fulva, 1873 nucleotides. RefSeq lists its product as uncharacterized. The record is from RefSeq and is a predicted model, not a curated record. NCBI's taxonomy places the organism in Eukaryota, Metazoa, Arthropoda, Insecta, Hymenoptera, Formicidae.